UCUCUCUCUCUCUCUCUCUCUUCUCCACAGUCCACAGACAUUCUCUGCUUUCUCUCCUCCAUCGAUCCUCACGCCCUCCCCCACUUUCUCUUUCUUGCUUUUUCUAGUGUGAGAGAAAGAGAGAAAGAGAAAGAGAGACUCCCAUAAAGAUCCACAUAAUCUCACACUGAAAGCGUUGCUUUCCUUCACUUUUUUAUAUCCAUAACACCACUCCCCAUUCCUCCUUACCCUCUUACUAUACUAUUCCCCCAUCAUCACCAUCAUCUUCUCCCAUUCUCACCCCCCAACUCUUCUUCUCUUUAUCUCUAUCUCUAUCUCUAUCUCUAUUCCCUUUUUUUCUUUGUCAUUCCUUAACCUUAAAAAGAAGGUUGUUUUCAGUGAGACGAAUAAGAAAUUCUAAGCAAAGCCUGCGACGACGUCGAAGGCGUGAAGAACUGAGACGUUACUUCAGCGUUCACGGGAUAAAUGCGUGGAAGUAGCUUUGUAUUGCUCAUUGUGCAAUGCUUGCAGUAGUUGAGAGGGAAAGGAGCUGCCUUGGGCGUUCUUCGCCUUACACUGCUGAUAUGCCUGCUAGGCAGAUGAUGAUGGAACCCAGUGGAGGGGAAAGGCGUGUUGUUGUCGUCCCCAAGAAGCCCUUGCAAAGUUCUGUGAACCAGCAGAAGUUGGAGUGCCAGGAGCCACCAUUGCAGGAGCCCAAGAAGGGUGCAGGGAGGAGGAGGGUCAGGGGGAAAGGAAAGGGUGGUUCUUCUGCUCAGACUAUGGCUCAGUCUCAUGUUGAACAUAUUGGUUUGGAUGUUGUUGCUCCUCCUGUCUCCACCAAAGGCAUUGGCUUUCAGCGUCGCCCUGGGUUUGGUGUUGUGGGCACAAAGUGCAUUGUGAAGGCAAAUCACUUCCUUGCUGAGCUUCCUGACAAGGACUUGAACCACUAUGAUGUCACAAUAACACCAGAGGUUGCUUCAAGGACUAUGAACAGGGCUAUCAUGGCAGAGUUGGUGAGGCUUUAUAGAGAGACUGAGCUGGGUAUGAGGCUUCCUGCUUAUGAUGGGAGAAAGAGCCUUUAUACUGCUGGGGUUCUCCCUUUUACUUCAAAAGAGUUUGUUGUGAAGAUCACCGAGGAAGAUGACGGUCUUGGGGUCAAUAGGGAGAAGGAAUAUAGAGUGGCAAUCAAGUUUGUGGCCCGUGCUGAUCUUCAUCACUUGCGACAAUUUAUAGCUGGAAAGCAAGCAGAUGCUCCCCAAGAAACCUUGCAGGUUCUUGAUAUUGUUUUAAGGGAGCUGUCCAGCAAAAGAUAUAUUUCGAUCGGGAGAUCCUUCUAUUCAGCUGAUAUCAGGAAGCCUCAAAGGCUUGGUGAUGGAUUGCAGUCCUGGUGUGGCUUCUAUCAGAGCAUCAGGCCUACUCAGAUGGGUCUUUCUCUUAAUAUUGAUAUGUCGUCCACUGCCUUCAUAGAACCACUCCCUGUGAUUGAGUUCGUAGCCCAAAUCCUUGGCAAAGAUGUAUUAUCCAGACCAUUAUCUGAUGCCAAUCGGAUUAAGAUAAAAAAGGCUCUUAGAGGUGUUAAAGUUGAAGUAACUCACAGGGGAAGUGUACGACGAAAAUACCGGAUUUCAGGGUUGACAUCUCAACCCACUCGAGAGCUAAUUUUCCCAGUGGAUGAUCAAAUGAACAUGAAAUCAGUGGUUGAGUACUUCAAGGAGAUGUAUGGGUUUACGAUUCAGCAUUCUCAUCUUCCUUGCCUUCAGGUAGGAAACCAGAAGAAGGCAAAUUAUCUGCCAAUGGAGGCAUGCAAGAUAGUUGAGGGCCAGAGAUAUACCAAAAGGUUGAAUGAAAAGCAAAUCACAUCAUUGCUUAAAGUUACUUGCCAGAGGCCCAGAGAUCAGGAGAUGGAUAUUUUGCAGACAGUUCAACAAAAUGGUUAUGAUCAAGACCCUUAUGCAAAAGAGUUCGGAAUAAACAUUACUGAUAAGCUUACAUCAGUUGAAGCUCGUGUGCUUCCACCCCCCUGGCUUAAAUAUCAUGACACUGGGAGAGAAAAGGAGUGUUUGCCUCAGGUUGGCCAGUGGAAUAUGAUGAACAAGAAAGUAAUAAAUGGAUGCAAAGUAAAUAACUGGGCUUGCAUAAACUUUUCGCGGAGCGUGCAAGAAACCACUGCUCGUGGGUUUUGCCAGGAGCUUGCUCAGAUGUGCCAAAUAUCUGGAAUGGAGUUCAACCAUGAACCUGUAAUACCUAUUUAUGCCACCAGGCCAGAGCAAGUAGAAAAGGCUCUUAAACAUGUUUAUAAUGCAGCGAUGCACAAGCUCAGAGGGAAGGAGCUGGAGCUUCUAUUAGCCAUCCUUCCUGAUAACAAUGGUUCCUUAUAUGGUGAUCUUAAACGAAUCUGUGAAACUGAUUUGGGAUUAAUAUCUCAAUGCUGCCUAACAAAGCAUGUUUUCAAGAUAAGCAAACAGUAUUUGGCAAAUGUGUCACUUAAAAUCAAUGUCAAGAUGGGAGGAAGAAAUGCUGUACUUCUAGAUGCUAUUAGUAGAAGAAUUCCAUUGGUCAGUGACAAACCAACCAUAAUAUUUGGUGCAGAUGUAACUCAUCCAGAAAAGGGGGAGGACUCUAGUCCUUCAAUUGCUGCUGUCGUUGCUUCCCAAGAUUGGCCUGAAGUCACAAAAUAUGCGGGAUUGGUGUGUGCACAGGCUCAUCGGCAAGAACUUAUUCAAGACCUGUUCAAGACAUGGCAUGAUCCUCAGAGGGGAGUGGUCAGUGGAGGCAUGAUCAGAGAGCUUCUCCUAUCAUUUCAGAAGGCAACUGGACAAAAGCCACAAAGAAUAAUCUUUUACAGGGAUGGUGUUAGUGAAGGUCAAUUCUAUCAAGUCCUGCUAUAUGAGUUAGAUGCCAUUCGAAAGGCAUGUGCAUCAUUAGAGCCAAAUUACCAACCUCCCGUGACUUUUGUGGUUGUUCAGAAGCGCCAUCAUACAAGGCUUUUUGCUAACAACCACAAAGAUCGAAGUAGCACUGACAGGAGCGGAAAUAUUCUACCUGGUACAGUGGUGGAUUCCAAGAUUUGUCAUCCGACUGAAUUUGACUUUUACCUUUGCAGUCAUGCUGGAAUUCAGGGAACAAGUAGGCCAGCCCAUUACCAUGUUUUAUGGGAUGAAAACAAUUUCACUGCUGAUGAAAUGCAGACACUGACGAACAAUUUGUGUUAUACGUAUGCUCGGUGCACUCGGUCUGUUUCUGUUGUGCCACCUGCUUACUAUGCACAUCUAGCUGCAUUCCGAGCCCGGUUCUACAUGCAGCCUGAGAUAGCCGAAACCCCGACAUCGAAGACCACUCGAACAAUCAAUGGGUGUUCCGUGAAGCCUUUGCCAGCACUCAAGGAGAAGGUGAAGAAGGUGAUGUUUUACUGUUGAGAAAUGAAAAACAUGACAUAAAUCAAGGGUUGUAUCAUACUGUAGAGAGAAGGGAAAGGGAUGGAAGUAAGGAAGGAAGGAAGGAAGGAAGGUGUUUUGAAAACAUGCAGUUCCCACAUUGAGCCUUUUUUGGGCUUGUUUGAGGAAAUGCAUAGUUGAGGUUGUGUAUGUAUACUAGUGAGUUUUAGGAAUGUGUUUCAUGUGCAUCAUUCUGAUGUUUCAAUCUCUGUUCAUUCUGAACACAACUUAUAUGAAGGUAGUAGCUAGUUAGUUAUCCAUGUAAAUAUUUUGGUUUCUUGGAUAAAUCCAUUAUCAUGAUAUGCCAUUUUCUUUGAA
Dioscorea cayenensis subsp. rotundata (Guinea yam) is the source of this 3731-nucleotide messenger RNA. RefSeq names its product protein argonaute PNH1-like. Gene Ontology annotation, biological process: regulatory ncRNA-mediated post-transcriptional gene silencing. Lineage: Eukaryota; Viridiplantae; Streptophyta; Magnoliopsida; Dioscoreales; Dioscoreaceae. Gene Ontology annotation, cellular component: cytoplasm. The coding region runs from base 501 to 3395 and encodes 964 amino acids. The transcript is spliced from 24 exons. The record is from RefSeq and is a predicted model, not a curated record. Gene Ontology annotation, molecular function: RNA binding; protein binding.